Molecule: messenger RNA, 860 nt
Organism: Nilaparvata lugens (brown planthopper)
Lineage: Eukaryota; Metazoa; Arthropoda; Insecta; Hemiptera; Delphacidae
Gene: anox
Product: acyl-CoA-binding domain-containing protein 6
Exons: 1
Coding region: 36-791 (251 amino acids)
Molecular function (GO): fatty-acyl-CoA binding; protein binding
Source: RefSeq, a predicted model, not a curated record
UGUUAAUUUUGUUUGCUUUUUAUAUUUGAAUUAAAAUGGCGGAAGCUGAGGAUGAUUUGGAAGUGGAGGAUGAUGGCUGCGAGGAAAUGGACCCCAAGUUCGUAGCCGCCACAAUCCAUGUAAAUAUCAUUGCACCGUCGUUGAAUUCUACACAACUUUUGAAAUUGUACGCUUACUUCAAACAAGCCAAGUCUGGUCCCUGUAACACGUCUCGGCCUAGUUGGUAUGCUAUGGAGGCCAAACAGAAAUGGGAAGCCUGGAAUAGUUUGGGAAACAUGAGCCGCGAGGAAGCCAUGAAUAACUAUGUAAUGUUGGUGGAAUCGUUCGAUCCAGAAUGGAAAUCGAUAUCGAGUGAUAUGUCUGAAAAUAGUAGCAACCAAAAUUGGAUCUCUGUCAGUACUAUGGCCACAGAUGAUACUCCCUUAGAUGAUUCCGACAAAACAGUGUACGAUUGGGUGAAAGAAGGUAACUUUGACAUGUAUAAAAAGUUUGUGAAGAACGAGGAUAUCAACAAUAUCGAUGCUGAUGGUUUGGGGCUGAUACACUGGGCUGCUGAUCGGGGAAAUCUGGAAGUGAUCAAACAUCUUAUCAGCAAUUUGAAGGCUGAUAUCGAACUGCGUGAUGAGGAUGGUCAAACGGCAAUUCACUAUGCGGCGUCUUGUGGCCAUUUCAAUGUGCUCAAGUUUCUCAUCGAUCAAGGCGCUCAAAAGUCUGUAGAAGAUAAUGAUGGCGUCAAACCCAUAGACAUUGCCACUGAUGACAAAAUCAGAAGUAUACUUUAUAAUAGUUAGUUAUUAUUAGCAAGGGUUGUUUAACUGCUCAUGUAGUGUAGAAUAAAAUAUAUUAAUCAUGGAGAUUGA